AUGUCUACAGACUCUCCCAGCUCCACAUUUACACCCAGUGCCAACAAGUUUCUGACAACGACACCAGCCCCUCAGACCUCCUCCCUACGCACCUCUGAGCCUCCAGGGUUCUCCUUCCAGCAGAUGGCGCACUCACAGUGUGAGGAGAGCAGUUCUGUGUCAUGUACCACUGCCCAGCGCGAGAGAGAGAGUGCCACCUACAGACAGAGAAAUGCCGCUGCAGAGAGCUGCAGGAGGCACAGCGUUGAUGGAGCCAUGGUGGGACAGAGUCAAAUGUCAAACUUAGUGUCAGGAUCGGCUGACCGCUUCCACCCCUACCGACAUCAGUUCAGCGAUGAUGGGGUUGGCACCGGUUGCCUGGCCCCUGGUGCCCCUGGGUCUCGUACCUUCGUCUGUCUCAGAGAGGUAGAGGCUCCAGAUAGCUUCGUUGCCACAUGCACAUCUACCAGUGAGAAACAGACAUCCUGGGAUCCAUACAACGGGAGUUUCCAGGCUUCCAGACUGAUGCAGGGCUCCCAGUGCUCUUACACAGAACCACCGGAUGCACCCGAAGAACCUUCCUGCUUCCUGUCCCAAGGCCACGCCUCCUACAGCCCCCUAGCCCCGCUUCCGCAGUUCUCACCAGGUGUGUAUUCUACCAGUGGACAAUCCAAAAGUUCUCAGUAUUCUCUCCAGUGCCUCUCCACUCCAACCCAUCAGGACAGUAGCAUGCAGUCCCUCUUCCCCAAGCCCAUCUACUCAUACAGCAUCCUGAUCUUCAUGGCUCUGAGGAACAGUAAGACAGGGAGUCUCCCGGUUAGUGAGAUCUACAGGUUCAUGACUGAACACUUCCCCUACUUUAAGACGGCUCCAGAUGGAUGGAAGAACUCGGUCCGCCACAACCUGUCUCUGAAUAAGUGCUUUGAGAAGGUGGAGAAUAAGAUUGGCAACUCUUCCCGUAAAGGCUGCCUGUGGGCCCUCAACCCAGCCAAGAUAGAGAAGAUGCAGGAAGAGCUACACAAGUGGCGCCGUAAAGACCCCCUCACUGUCCGCAAGAGCAUGGCCAGGCCAGAGGACCUGGAUCGCCUGUUGGGGGAAAGACCAGAGAAGCUUAAAUCUUUACCUUCUUACCACAACCAAAUCCCUACCCCUUCCUCCUUCACAUCCCAUCCUCCAGAGCCCUGUCACCCUCUUCAACGUCCCCUCUACCCCCACGUCCCCCCUCCCUCCCUGACAGUCCAACAGCACCCCCAUUACCUGCCCCCCACCCCCCCCUUCUCCUUCUACUCCCCCUGCAGACAGCAGCCUCCAUCGGGAAUCCCCCCCAAUGUGGGUACCCUGGGUUCCCCUCUGGCGGGGCAGACACCCCCCACCUGUAGCGCCACCAUACAGGCAGAGUAUGAUGUUGGGCCCAGGAGCAUACAGGAGCUACAGCUAGAUGAAGAUGCUAGUAACGAUAUCGACACGCUCAACCCCAGCUUGACUGACCUGCAGCUCCACGGUUACUUGUGGGACGAGCUGAGAGAGGACAGCCUGGCUCCUGAUUCGCUGGUGGUAAUCAGCCCCUUCCUGUCCCCAUCCUCUUCCCAGCCAACACACCUCCUCCUGGGGUCCAGUCUGAGGAGCAACGGUCCUGUCAACCAGACAUCAGAGUGGCUCUCUGACGGGCUGGGGAAGGAAGAUGAGGAGGAGAUGGGAGGAGGAUGUGGAGGUCCAUCAGACCUCCAUAUUAAUGGACAGUACCACACAGCCUACCCAGGUGUGGAGAGCUUGGCUGGUUACCUCACUUCUAUGGGGAACACCCCCAUACCUUUGCUUUGA
Salvelinus fontinalis (brook trout) is the source of this 1800-nucleotide messenger RNA. RefSeq names its product forkhead box N1 (gene foxn1). The transcript is spliced from 8 exons. Lineage: Eukaryota; Metazoa; Chordata; Actinopteri; Salmoniformes; Salmonidae. Gene Ontology annotation, biological process: regulation of transcription by RNA polymerase II. The record is from RefSeq and is a predicted model, not a curated record. The coding region runs from base 1 to 1800 and encodes 599 amino acids. Gene Ontology annotation, molecular function: DNA-binding transcription factor activity, RNA polymerase II-specific; transcription cis-regulatory region binding.